Molecule: messenger RNA, 1686 nt
Organism: Hemiscyllium ocellatum (epaulette shark)
Lineage: Eukaryota; Metazoa; Chordata; Chondrichthyes; Orectolobiformes; Hemiscylliidae
Gene: rangrf
Product: RAN guanine nucleotide release factor
Exons: 6
Coding region: 101-691 (196 amino acids)
Biological process (GO): regulation of membrane depolarization; heart contraction; protein import into nucleus
Cellular component (GO): nucleus
Molecular function (GO): small GTPase binding; guanyl-nucleotide exchange factor activity; sodium channel regulator activity
Source: RefSeq, a predicted model, not a curated record
GCCACCUCCGGCCCGGCUCGGCUACUUCCGGCCUUGCUCCGAUGGCAGAGGGACCAGGGACGGGAACGUGAUACAUUGUGUGGAACCAGUUGACGUGGCGAUGAACAGUAACGUGCCUCAUCCACUGUUUGGAGGCUCCUUCGAAGCAAUUAUCCCCCCUCACUCAGUCGAUGUCAGUGAAAUGCGUGAAGUCCCUGAUAACCAGGAGGUGUUUGUUCACAGCGACACAGACCAGAGCAUCAUCAUCGAGCUGCUGGAGCACCAGGCUCACGUUGCUGAUCAGGAAGCAGCCAGGUACCACUUUGCUGACCUCGCGGGCAGUAACGAUGCAACGGGGGUGGACGGUGCAGAGAUUCUGAGCGUGGAACCCGUCAGCAGUGAGCAGCUGACACUGCAAGAUCCCAGCAGCGCCUGGUUCCUCUCCGGGAGGCAGCAGGUGGCAAAGUUCAACGAGGAGGCUAGGAAUACUGUGACAAUUCACCUGGCCCUGUUCAGACUCCCACAGUACUCCACUGAUAUCCUCAUUACAUUCAAUGAUCCCACAGUAAUCAGUCCUUUUAGCAGUAGCGUGGGUGGGAGCUCUGCGCAGGCAGGAGAUUCCUCUGCCAGCGCUGCCCCCCACUGGACCCUGGAGCAGUUCCGAACCAUCAUCCAGUCCUUCAGGCUCCUGGAUCCAACCAUCUUCUCCUGAACGCACGUGCCUUGUGGUCAGACCUCACACCGUGGAGAUGGCGAGAGUCUCGUUCCUCUUCCGCUUGCACACCGAUUGAGGCAAACCCUAUUGUGGACGGAUAUGUGGACGGAUUUUGCAGUCUUGGAAGGACGCUUUCAUCGAAAAAGGAUGAGGUAUCCAUGCUGCUAGAUCGUACAGGCCUGUGGAGGAAUAGGGGGAGACCACUCAGACCCGGAUCGACCUUCCAUUGAAAUUCACGGCUGGUCUGUGGUCAUCAAAAGGAAAAUAUCAGAUUUAAAAUUCGACAAUUGACCCUGCAUCAGUGAUAUUUGUGGAAGAGAAUUCCAAAUUUCCAUCUCCUUCACUUUGUCAAAGUGAUUGCUCCUGAAAGGGCUGGAUCACAUUUUCAUUCUUUGCCUCUGAGUCUGGGAUUUUCCAACCCCCCCCGAAGCAAUUUCUCCCUCCCCAUGGUGUUUGUUUCUCUCGAUAUCUUGAAAGCUUUGAGGAUGCCACCCUUUAAUCUUCGAAAUUCCGUAAGACAGACGAGCAGAAAUUAGGCCAUGCAGCCCAUCCAAAUCCAUGAACAGUUGCGAUGUUGCUGUGAAAACAUCGAACCAGGGCAGUGAAUUGUGAAGCCAUGUUUGCAGACUGGUGUCUGUCCACCUGCAUGAUUGUACUUCACUCUGAUUAAUCCCUUAGUGAUGCUUCCCUCGUCCAGUUAUACUUCUCAAAGGUAAACCAGAAGGGUUCUGAUCCCAUCCAACUCCGAUCUUCCCUGUGGGCUGGUGUUUUCACAGACCCUGGCACUUUCCCAAUCACCUCAAUGCCACCCCCUCCCAGUAGCUCCUUCCUCCUUCACCCUUUGCCCUUGCUCAUGCUGCGCCCGGAAUCUCCUGCCUGAUUCAUCCACCACUUGUGGCAGUGGAGAGAGGGCCAUGCCCUCACCCAGGAGCCUGUCCGUCUCAGGCUGUGCUGAAAGCUGUGUUGUGUCUGGGUACCCUCAGGGCUGUUAG